Molecule: messenger RNA, 358 nt
Organism: Aspergillus costaricaensis CBS 115574
Lineage: Eukaryota; Fungi; Ascomycota; Eurotiomycetes; Eurotiales; Aspergillaceae
Exons: 1
Coding region: 32-244 (70 amino acids)
Source: RefSeq, a predicted model, not a curated record
CCAGGAUAUGCCAGUUAGAUGAGAUCAUUGGAUGGAUCCCCAGACCGAAGGAGCACCAUCGUGCCCUACUAGCUGCUGCUGCUGCCCCCCCCCAGUUCGAGGUGCCCUAUGUUCGUCUCGGCCCCGAACCAUCCGCGCCCCUCUUCGUUCGUCUGCAUCGAGCAUAGUGAGAUCGCUAGUCCAUACCGGCCAGAUAGCCGAUCUAAGACAGAUUCACAUGCGUGGGGGGCGUUUAAAUGGGUGAGACUACGAUGACCCAAAUAUUGGUCCCCGUCCUAGUAAGACGAACUCGCCCUAGCAGGGAAUACGAUCAAUAGUGCAGGAGUGCAAAGACCAAUGAUAACGCCGUUACUCUAAA